This is a messenger RNA of Salvelinus sp. IW2-2015, 2291 nucleotides long. The record is from RefSeq and is a predicted model, not a curated record. Lineage: Eukaryota; Metazoa; Chordata; Actinopteri; Salmoniformes; Salmonidae.
AUGUCAAGGGAGACCAGUGGGGAGGAAGAAGUGGAGGUGGUGGUAGCCACAGAAGGGAGGCGUUUUGACGUGAGGCUGAAGGAGAGGAGGUGCUUUGCGGUGUACUGGGAGCAGCCCCCCUUGGAGGUGAGGCGCUGCUCCUGGUUCCACAAAGGAGACAAGGACAUCUCCUACACCCCUUACCCAGAGGACACCAGCCUAGUCCUGGAGGAGGCCUACAUGAUGGCAGUGAAGCUGAAUGACUGGAUGAARAAGAAGAUAGAAUUCCCCACUGGAGAAACGGUGGUGUUGCACAGCCCUACGCUUAUGACACAGCAGCAGACAAUCCCCUUGAAGGACUGUAUAAGCCUCCCCUCUGAGCAGAGUCAACCCAGGAUGGUCAAGAGGGGGCUGGAGGGUUUAAGAGUAGAGCUACCUGAAGGAGAACCUGACCAAGUUGACCACCUUGUGUUCAUGGUGCAUGGCAUUGGACCAACCUGUGACAUCCAKCUGCGUGGUGUCGUUCAGUGUGUGAAUGAUUUCCGGGGUGCCUCUCUCAGCCUACUGAGCAGUCACUUCAAGCAGAGUCAAGAUGGGACCCACAUGGGCCGUGUUGAGUUCCUGCCAGUCGACUGGCACCGGGUGCUACAUGGUGAUGCCACUGGGGUGGACGACGAUAUCCAGAGGAUCACCCUGCCCAGCAUCAGUCGUCUGCGUCAGUUCAGCAACAGCACAGUGCUGGACCUGUUCUUCUACAACAGCCCCACAUACUGCCAGACCAUCAUAGACACUGUGGCCUCAGAGAUCAACCGCCUCCACCAAGUCUUCCUCCAGCGACACCCACAAUUCACUGGGGCAGUGUCACUGGCUGGACACAGUCUGGGUUCUYUGAUCCUCUUUGACCUUCUGACAAAUCAAGAAAGAAGGAACACAGAUGAAGAGGGAAGUAGCGUCAGCAGUCCAAGUGAAGCAACCACAUUAGACUUUGAGAGCUUUGAGGACACACUUAGGAGCUUUGGAUUGGGCAAGUAUGUCCAAAUGCUUACAAAGGAGCAGAUGGACUUAGAAUCACUGGGGCUGUGUUCAGAGACAUUCUUCAAAGACUUGGGAAUACCCUUGGGGCCUCGCAAGAAGAUCAUGUACUUGUUGAAGAGAUGGAGAGGGCAGCAGGAAUCCAGGACAGGAACUUCACACCCAGUUCCUGGCAUCCCCGGCAUUGCCAGUAUGUAUCCCCAAGUCCAAGAACACCCGACCCUCCUUUCAGGCACCCCCUCCACCAGCCCAGUGGAUUACAAGUACUUUGACGUUGGCAUUGGCCAGGUGUCCAUCGUGUACCCUCAGCUGGCUUUCCAGCCACAGGCCUUCUUUGCCUUGGGCUCUCCUAUAGGAAUGUUCCUCACGGUGCGCGGCCUGAAGAGGAUCGACCCCAAAUACAGCCUCCCCACCUGCAAAAGCUUCUACAACAUCUACCAUCCAUUUGACCCGGUUGCCUAUAGGAUUGAGCCCAUGGUGGUGUUUCCAGAGGUGGACUUGCCCCCCAUACUGAUCCCACAUCACAAGGGCAGGAAGAGGAUGCAUCUUGAGCUGAAAGACAGUUUGAAGCGAGUCAGCUCAGAUCUACUGCUCUCCAUCAGUACUGUCCGUGGUGUGUGGCAGACCCUCACCAUGCUACCUGUCAACACACUACCCCCGGUGGCCGGGGUAGGAACCACAGCUGCACUGCCACCUCAGGAGUCAGAAGGUGGGAGACCAGUGUGUAGUGGGGACCCAAAUGGUACAGUCUCACCUACAGAGAUGAGGAAUAUCAGUGUUGGAAUGUUGAAUGGCGGACGUCGGUUUGAUUACGUCCUUCAGGAGAAACCCCUAGAGAGCUUCAACGAGUAUCUGUUUGCCAUUCAGAGCCAUCUCUGCUACUGGGAUUCCGAGGAUACUGUGCUGCUGCUUUUGAGGGAAAUCUAUGAGGGGAAGGGAAUCCUUCUGUAGCAUCUCCAAAUGUCAAUGUAAAUGAUGGAGCUUAUGAGUUGUGUAUAAUGCUUGUAAUACAGGAGACUCUGGAAGCAUGCUACAGUAUGCAUCAAAUUUGUUUGAUUUCAUUAUAAAAAAUGGUUUAGUAUAUUGAGGCUUUGUUAAAUGCAUUUUAAAUAAAUUGUGAUUUGAUUUGGGGGUUAGUCAUUUACAAACUGUUGUUUUUGGGUCUAAACCUAAUGAACCGUUUGUAUUAGAAUGCAUUUUAAAUGUACUUUGAUUAUGGGCUCAUUGUAGUUUGUUUACAAACAUGGAAAAUGUGACUUACUUUUCAUUAAAAGAUGUUA